Molecule: messenger RNA, 729 nt
Organism: Monoraphidium neglectum
Lineage: Eukaryota; Viridiplantae; Chlorophyta; Chlorophyceae; Sphaeropleales; Selenastraceae
Exons: 3
Coding region: 1-729 (242 amino acids)
Biological process (GO): protein import into nucleus
Cellular component (GO): nuclear membrane; cytoplasm
Source: RefSeq, a predicted model, not a curated record
AUGGCGUUCCCCUUCUGGUGCAAGCUCUCAAAGUGGCUGCGCCAGGGCGAGUACGGCCGCGGGCAGAGCCGCAGCGGCAGCAUGGCGAGCAGCGGGAGCACGGCCAACAUGACGGACGCGGCGGCGCUCGCAAACGGCGGCGGCGGCGGCGGCAACGGCGGGGGUCCGGAGGCGGGCCUGCUGCCGGGGCCGCCGCCGCUGAGCGCGGCGGAGCAGGCGGCGGCGGAAGCCGAGCGGGCGCGGCAGCGGCAGUUCUUCGCGCCGGCGUUUGAGAAGCUGCUCGUGACGGCGCGGGCGCGGAUGAGGGCGCCCGAUGGGCUGGCCUCCAUGAGCAGCAGCGAGCGCUCCGACUGGAAGCGCGUGCGCGCGCACUGGUCCGACGUGCUGGUGGACGCGGCCGCGGCGCUGCGGGCGGACCGCGCUCUGGCGCUGCUGCUGGCGCCGCUGCACGACGUGGGGCGCACGGUGGCGGGCGGCGGCGCGCUGGACUGGCAGGCCGCUGAGCUGGCGCUGCACUGCGUCAGGUGCAUCCGCAAGGUGGCCACCACCCUGGGUGACCCCCAGCUGGAGUCGCUGAUGUCAGCGCUGCCCACCCUGCCUGCUUCUGUGCCCGGCGCCCCCGGCGCAUCCCAGCUGCGCUACACGGCGGCGCUCGUCGUGGCGGGCUACAGCGAGUGGCUGGGCCGCAGCCUGGCGGCGGGGCGCUGCCAGGGGCUGCUGCAGCGGUGA